AUGCCUCAAGAUCCUUACAAGAGCAGUCUCUACCGCAAACAGUACGAGGCUGCCAGAACUCAGUUUGAUACCCAAGACAUGGACGGAUGUAUUGCAGCCGCCAAGCACAACCUGACCGACCCUACUCUUCCACCUUACUAUGUCAUUAAAAACUCUAUCCUUGUCGCUUCUGCCCUCGACGACUGGAAUGAUGCAGACAUCUUCAGGCUUGCUGCUGAACAAGAGUGGCGAACGAGCUAUAUUGCCGCAAACAGACAAGGAGACGCGGACGCUCUGGAGGCACUGAAAGAAUUGCGCAAGGAAUUGGCUGAGCUGGAAGAAUUUCGACUGCAGGAUUUGGGUAUCACGGUGACUGACGAGACACGCCACGAGGCAUACGACACAGCCGGAGCCAUCGACGAUGCAGGCUACGAGGAUUAUUCUGACGCUGAGAUGGACACGGAUGAUGAGGAGGACACAGGACGUGACAUGAUGGAAGACACAAGUGCCAUCCGUUCUGCAUCGCUCGCCAAGGCCGAAAACCAGGAUCAGGUUGCCGCUGGACUGCCAGACUUGCCCAUUCGCCCUGCAAGCGAGCAUCCCAACCGCAUCUCCAUCACUCCAGCUGCCGCAGGGCCCUUCCUGUCCCACAAGCAAGUUCGGCGCCAGAAAAGCUUCAUCAGCAAGGGCGGUGCAUUUCAUGCCCAGCAAUUCGCGAAGUCUCUCAUUGAUGCCCAGUCAUCUUCAAAUGCAGAGGCAUCAGGACCGGGCAAGGACCCGACGGCAGACAAGUCUCUCGGAGACAAGUAA
Molecule: messenger RNA, 789 nt
Organism: Parastagonospora nodorum SN15
Lineage: Eukaryota; Fungi; Ascomycota; Dothideomycetes; Pleosporales; Phaeosphaeriaceae
Exons: 2
Coding region: 1-789 (262 amino acids)
Source: RefSeq, a predicted model, not a curated record